UGGGAUUUUGGAAAGACAAAUGAUUUUAUGGUACGCUACCUACUGAUCAAAGUUUAAUUCCUCAUGAACCCUGAAUGACUUAAUUACGCUGCAGCACAUUCCCCUCAUUUGUGCUACUUUUCUGUUUCAAGUUUCUUUAAUAAUUCUUCUUUUUAUUUUUUCCCUCUCUCACUCCAUAAACGUUUGUGUAUAAAUAGCUAGCAUCAUCAUUUGAUCAAACACACCCAUCCUCAUUCAGCUAGCGAAGCUGCAGAGAGAUUGAGGUGUUGAUUUUGAAGAAACCUCAUCACCUAGGAUAAGAGAGGCUUCCAAGAUUGAUCCAUUGCUCAUAACCCUCUCAAUCAAAUCUAAAGAGCAAGGGAACAAGGGAGAAGCAUGGCUAUGUCUAUCACCUACCAUGAUCUGGCUCUCACUUUUGGCUUACUAGGUAACAUCAUAUCCUUCCUGGUGUUCUUGGCUCCCCUGCCAACGUUUUAUCGAAUAUGGGAAAAGAAAUCCACAGAAGGAUUUCAAGCACUGCCAUACUUGGUGGCAUUAUUCAGCUGUAUGCUUUGGUUAUACUACGCAUUGCUCAAAACUGAUGCGUUUCUCCUCAUAACGAUUAAUGCCAUUGGUUGUGUUAUAGAGAUCAUCUACAUUAUCAUCUUUAUAAUCUAUGCCAACCAACAAGCCAAGAACUUAACGAUUAAACUGUUUGUGGCAAUGAACAUGAGCGCAUUUGCGAUGAUCCUCUUCAUUACACAUUUCACUUUACGACGUUCCCUCCGUGUCCCAGUCCUUGGAUGGAUUUGUGUCGCCAUUUCAGUCAGUGUCUUUGCAGCACCUCUAAGCAUUGUGGCACAAGUUGUCCGAACAAAGAGUGUACAGUUUAUGCCUAUCAACCUGUCAUUUUUCCUUACAUUAAGUGCAGUAAUUUGGUUUGCAUAUGGUUUCUUUCACAAGGACAUAUGCAUUGCUAUUCCGAAUGUGGUGGGUUUUGUAUUGGGGCUAGUUCAGAUGGUGCUGUAUUGCAUUUACAGGGAAAAUGGGAAAACGAUUAAUGAGAUAAACAUUGUUGUUGUAAAUCCGUUAGCGUUAGGGAAUGGUGAGGUACCCGUGUAUCCAAUCGCAGAGAAAAGUGUGCAGGAUGAGAAAAACAAUGAAUGUCCAGUGUGAAGUGAAGUGAUAGCCCAACCCAUGCCGCGCAUUGCGUACAUAUAUAUAUUUUUAUUGUUGUUAUAACAGUUAGUUUGUUUUCGAUCAUGUGAGCGCAUUACUAUGAAGGCAAACAAGAGAAUAUAUUGAAAUAGUUUUGAUUUUUUCAAUAAACCA
Lotus japonicus is the source of this 1311-nucleotide messenger RNA. Its product is annotated as bidirectional sugar transporter N3-like. Gene Ontology annotation, cellular component: membrane. Gene Ontology annotation, molecular function: sugar transmembrane transporter activity. The coding region runs from base 376 to 1155 and encodes 259 amino acids. The transcript is spliced from 6 exons. The record is from RefSeq and is a predicted model, not a curated record. Gene Ontology annotation, biological process: carbohydrate transport. Lineage: Eukaryota; Viridiplantae; Streptophyta; Magnoliopsida; Fabales; Fabaceae.